This is a messenger RNA of Solanum tuberosum (potato), 949 nucleotides long. RefSeq lists its product as uncharacterized. The record is from RefSeq and is a predicted model, not a curated record. NCBI's taxonomy places the organism in Eukaryota, Viridiplantae, Streptophyta, Magnoliopsida, Solanales, Solanaceae. The transcript has 2 exons. The coding region runs from base 80 to 664 and encodes 194 amino acids.
ACUUCCCCUACUUCCUCGGAAUAUAGAGGAAUUAUAUGUAGAAGAUUUUUUGGAAAAAGAAAGUAUUGCAAAGCUACUGAUGUACCCAAGGUUGAAAUUGCUCUCAUUCACCAAUUAUAGUUUUGAUCAACAAUCUUAUACAGAGGAGAGCAAUGAUAGCUCAAUUUCGGAUGAGAUUCUCAGUCUGUUUCUAUCUAACAAUAUGGAUGAUGUGAUCCUUCCCUCUCUUAACUCUGAUCAUAGGGUAACUUGUUCCAUUGUCUUUCCUGAACGUGCAAUUCCCAAAUGGUUUAUGCAUCAGAGUGCUGAGAAAAAGAUCUCGUUCAAACUGCCCAUUAAUUGGUAUAAUGAUAAGUUCAAGGACUUUGCUAUAUGUUGCGUGACUCGCAUGGGGGCAGGUGUUUGCAGUCUUGAUUCAUGGCUAUCUGGGAAGUAUGACUAUGCUUUCAUCAAUGCCAAAUUGAUAUGCAAUGAUCAUUUGAAAGACCUUAAAGUGCUAGAGAAAGAAUGUAAAGUGGGCCCAGCAUCUAGAACUUAUGGCCAGUGUGUUUGCUUUGCGUACAUACCGUUGUAUGCUUCACUGCAGGUGUCUGGCACUGAUGUUGGAGACAUUAACCAGUACAGCCUAUUUGAGGCAUCUAUCUGUGGGUGCAUUGUGAAAUAGUGGGGAGUUCAUUUGAUCUAUCAGGACGAAUGAAUAUCUUUGAAGCGCAGACUCAGAAAGAUUGCUUCGAGUACACCUAAGCUGAAAAAGAGGCUAAAUUAGCUCUAUAUGCUGGGAUAUUGAGGGGAUUACCAAGAAAUAGUUUAAGGCAUUGCUGGUCAGUGAGGAUGCUCAGACCCUUUGAUUCCCUGGUUUCUGGUCUGGAAUGGUUAGAACAGUUGAGCAGUUUCGGUUUCAAUUAUAUGAAAGAAAUCUAAACUUCCGCUGGAUUGCCUGUUACAUCCU